CAAGGGCCUUGUUCUCUCAGUCGGUGGGCAACAUUCACGUUGAAAAGGCUGUGCAACUUUGCAGUCGCCAUCAUUCGCCCUUGUUCUUUCAGCACACAAAGAACCGGCCCACUUUUUCUCCCUUUAUUGUCUUGAAAAUUUCACAAAGCAAAAAGUUCUUUGCACUAUUUCCCUAGUUUUUUAAAGUAAUUCCACAUCCUCAUUACCCAGCACGUUAUUAAAUUCGCCGGAUUUCUUGUUUUUUUUCUCAAUCGUGACGUCUGAAAUUCCGCCAACCUUAAAGAAAAUGGAGGUUAUGCCGCUACCAGUAACUCUUGAUUUUACUGAAGAUGUGUGGAACUUGAGCUUAGAAGAUGCAGAGGAGCAGACGGCAAGGGACGUUCUUGCAGAAUUAUUAGCUGCAGAAUUGCGACAAGCUCGGGCCAGGUAUCGCUUAUCCAAUGGCCAGCAGCAGCGAGCACCCAAUGAAAUCUUGUUGCCGGCCGGUAUACUCCAGUCUAUCGCCAGGGAUAUUCUCAUCGCUUCAGUUGACGAGCCCUGCGGUAUUAGGGGAUGCAUGGUGUUUAUUGAUUUUGAAGAGCCCAACAGCCGCAAUAACGAAGAUCGGAAGCAGCGGAUUGGCGCAGUCAAAUGCCAUCCGUACACGGUCAAUACUUUUGAAUUGUACCUGACGCUCCGUCCACACUCUUCUUGGACUUCUAAGCUUCCACUUUUCCUCCAGAAUUUGGCUUACCGUUCCACAAUGGUCAUCAGUCAAGACUACUCUCUGGUGAAGCGCAAACUCUUCCGCUCAUCUAGUCAGUAGAGGAAGACAGAAAAGAAAAAUAAUUAUUGAAAAAAAAAGGGGCAGCUCCUAAAGAGGAAGGGAUCGUCUGCGUGCGAUUUAUCUCGAAAGGAAGUUGGAAAGAUGACUAGUACGACGACGAGCAAUCUCUUUGCACAGAGGGGUGUGCCACCCACUACCACAUUAUUAUUAUUAUUACUAUUAAUAUUUUCUUCGGGAAGUUGUCUUUCAAAUUGGAACAAAGGUAAAAAGAUAAAAAAAAAAAAUAUGAUAUUGUGUAUGUGUCAUGUAUAGAGUUCUACAGAGAAAAAUACUGUGUUACUACGU
Daphnia carinata is the source of this 1111-nucleotide messenger RNA. RefSeq names its product protein charybde-like. The transcript is spliced from 5 exons. The coding region runs from base 287 to 805 and encodes 172 amino acids. The record is from RefSeq and is a predicted model, not a curated record. Gene Ontology annotation, cellular component: cytoplasm. Gene Ontology annotation, biological process: regulation of TOR signaling; negative regulation of signal transduction; apoptotic process. Lineage: Eukaryota; Metazoa; Arthropoda; Branchiopoda; Diplostraca; Daphniidae.